This is a messenger RNA of Coccinella septempunctata (seven-spotted ladybird), 1507 nucleotides long. Its product is annotated as phospholipase A2 inhibitor-like. Gene Ontology annotation, molecular function: protein binding. The record is from RefSeq and is a predicted model, not a curated record. The transcript is spliced from 2 exons. The coding region runs from base 256 to 1338 and encodes 360 amino acids. Lineage: Eukaryota; Metazoa; Arthropoda; Insecta; Coleoptera; Coccinellidae. Gene Ontology annotation, cellular component: extracellular matrix; plasma membrane.
GGAGUCAGGGAAACUUUAAAAUUAAAGCGACAGACAUAAAUUGUUAGCUUUUAGAGAACAUGGCAAAACAAGAGAUAUCAAGCGGAUGAUAAGGUAUAAAUAGAUUUAAACGCUUCGUCGAAAUGAGCAACAUUAUUUAAUUUGCAGUCGCAGUCAUAAUUAUUAUUGAGAUGUGCUUAUGAAUAUUUCUUGGUGAUAUAUUGAAAUAUGAAGUGAAAUAAGUAGAUCUAAUUAUCGGUAGUAUAAGCCAUCGCAAUGUAUUUCCUUAGUUCCGUAGUUUUCAUACUAAUAAACAUUCUAUCUAAUGGACAGUGCUACGAGUGUGAUUUUUUCGAAAACAUAAAAUUGAAUGUAAUUCCGAAAACGGGAGUGCCCUAUUUGAAAUGGUUCACGAAAAAAUACUCUUACGGAUGUUUCGAGCAGAAGCAGUUCGAUCAGGUUGUCGUUGAAAUUUCUGUCGUGGAUCAAGAGAUUAGCAGAAUUGGUUAUCACGCAGUUCGCGAUUUACCCGAGUUGAAUUCAUUAUCGUUCUCUGGCUGCGGUAUAAGGGAUAUAUCUACUAGUGCUUUCGAGAAUCUGCCAAAACUUCGAGUCAUCCACAUCGAACACGGCAAUUUGACAAGACUUUCAUGUGGUAUCUUCAACGAUUUGCCAAGUUUAGUAGAUUUAAGUCUGUUCCAAAACCAAAUAUCCGAAAUAAAACCUUCAACAUUUGCCGCCAUGACUGCACUAAAAAAGGUUAUACUUUCAAGGAAUCAACUGACUGCUAUAGACUCCUUGUGGUUUUCUUGCAGCCCUAAUUUAACCUUACUAGACGUCAGUUACAACAAAAUACAAGAAAUCAACAAAUAUACGUUUCAAUUCACCCCAAACUUAAAAGAUAUAUUCUUAGAUUGCAACGAAAUAAAACAUAUAGGAGAGAAAACUUUCAUUCACUUCGAUAAUAUAGAAAUUAUUAGUCUGAGGCACAAUAAAUUAACCGAACUGAAUUCCAAUAUUUUUCCGAAUAAGUUUCGUGUGGAUGUGCUCUACUUGAACGCUAAUUUCUUGAACUUUAUACCACAAACUCUACUGGAAAAACUGUCAAUAAAAGAUACAGAAUUGGCUGGGAAUCCAUGGAAAUGCCCAUGUUUAAAUCUGAUACAUAAAUGGUUGGUUCAGUCGAACGCCACUUUGGAAAAUCAUUUUUGUAAGGGAGAUCACUUCCCAGUAUGUUUCUAUGACGAUGGAGGGAAUAUUUGCUCAGAAACCGUUGAUGAUAAAAUGACGAAAUCAUUCUUGAAAUCACUGAGAGAUUUGGAACGCCCUGUUGACGAGAGAUGUGCAAAUCUGUCCUGACGACUGCCUUGAAUGAGCUGUUCACAGCAUAUCUGGAUAUAAGACAUUUAAUGGCAUCCUGUGUAUUCCACGCUUUCAUCAAUAAUAAUAAUUGUACUCACCGGGCAGUAUUGAGAUGGUUUUGAGCGCUCUGAGUACCCUGAAGGUCCUCAAUCCAGCCAGAUUCCCC